Messenger RNA from Nycticebus coucang (slow loris), 3266 nucleotides. RefSeq names its product retinol saturase (gene RETSAT). The record is from RefSeq and is a predicted model, not a curated record. NCBI's taxonomy places the organism in Eukaryota, Metazoa, Chordata, Mammalia, Primates, Lorisidae. The transcript has 11 exons. The coding region runs from base 69 to 1901 and encodes 610 amino acids.
GCGGAGCUUGGUCCUAGAGGCUGAGCAAAGUUCCAGCCGGCACAUUUCGCGGACCUGACGCGGGCGCGAUGUGGCUUACGCUGGGGCUGCUGUUGGCGGUGCUGCUGCUGGCGGUCCUCGGAAAAGUUUGCCUGGGGCUAUUCGGUGGCAGCUCCCCGAACCCCUUCUCCGAGGAUGUCAAGCGGCCACCAGCGCCCCUGGUGACUGACAAGGAGGCCAGGAAAAAGAUUCUCAAACGAGCUUUCUCAGUCAGCCAAGUGCCAGAGAAGCUAGAUGUGGUGGUGAUUGGCAGUGGCAUUGGGGGCCUGGCCGCAGCUGCAAUUUUGGCUAAAGCUGGCAAGCGAGUCCUGGUACUGGAACAACAUACCAAGGCAGGGGGCUGUUGUCAUACCUUUGGAAAGAAUGGCCUUGAAUUUGACACAGGAAUCCAUUAUAUUGGGCGCAUGCAAGAGGGUAGCAUUGGCCGUUUCAUCUUAGACCAGAUCACUGAAGGGCAGCUGGACUGGGCUACCCUGUCCUCUCCUUUUGACAUCAUGGUACUAGAAGGGCCUGAUGGCCGAAAGGAGUUCCCCAUGUACAGUGGAGAGAAGGCUUACAUUCAGGGCCUCAAGGAGAAGUUUCCACAGGAAGAAGCUGCCAUUGACAAGUAUAUGAAGCUGGUUAAGGUGGUAUCUGAGGGAAUCUCCUAUGCCAUCCUGCUUAAGUUCCUCCCAUUGCCUGUUGCUCGGCUCCUGAUCAGGUGUGGGCUGCUGACUUGGUUCUCUCCGUUCCUUCGUGCAUCUACCCAGAGCCUGGCUGAGGUCCUGCAGCAGCUGGGAGCCUCCCCUGAGCUCCAGGCAGUGCUCAGCUACAUCUUCCCCACUUACGGUGUGACCCCCAGCCACACCACCUUUUCCAUGCACGCUAUGGUGGUUCACCACUACUUAAAAGGGGCCUUUUAUCCUCGAGGGGGUUCCAGUGAAAUUGCCUUCCACACCAUCCCUGUGAUUCAGCAGGCUGGGGGUGCUGUCCUGAUGAAGGCCACUGUGCAGAGCGUGUUGCUGGACUCAACUGGAAAAGCCUGUGGUGUCAGUGUAAAGAAUGGCCAUGAGCUGGUGAACAUCUACUGCCCCAUUGUGGUCUCAAAUGCAGGACUGUUCAACACCUAUGAGCACUUACUGCCGGAGAAUGCCCACUGUCUGCCAGGUGUGCAGCAGCAGCUGAAGAUGGUGCGGCCCAGCUUGAGCAUGUUCUCUGUUUUCAUCUGCCUACGAGGCACCAAGGAGGACCUGGGUCUGUCAUCCACUAACUACUACGUUUACUAUGACACGGAUUUGGACAAAGCGAUGGAGCACUACAUCUCUAUACCCAGGGAGAAGGCUACAGAACACAUCCCCUUUUUCUUCAUUGCUUCCCCAUCAGCCAAGGACCCAACUUGGGAGGACCGAUUCCCAGACAGGUCCACGAUGAUUGUGCUGGUGCCCAGUUCCUAUGAAUGGGUUGAAGAGUGGCAAGCAGAGCCACAGGGAAAGCGGGGUGGUGACUACGAGACCCUCAAAAACUUCUUUGUGGAAGCCUCUAUGUUGGUGGUCAUGAAACUGUUCCCGCAGCUGGAGGGGAAGGUGGAGAGUAUGACUGGAGGAUCCCCACUGACCAACCAGUUCUAUCUGGAAGCUCCCCGAGGGGCCUGCUACGGGGCUGACCAUGACAUGCACCGCCUGCAUCCUUGUGCAGUGGCCUCCAUGAGGGCCCAAAGCCCCAUCCCCAACCUUUACCUGACAGGCCAGGAUAUCUUCACCUGUGGGCUGAUGGGGGCCCUGCAAGGUGCCUUGCUGUGCAGUAGUGCUAUCCUGAAGCGGAACUUGUACUCGGACCUUAAGGAUCUUGCCUCUAGGAUCCAGGCACAGAAGAAGAAAAAUUAGUUUGGUCUGGGAUGAGUCAGAGGAAUUUGGCCAAUGGCUAGAGCAGCUCCUCUGACUUACCCAUAAUGUGUUUCUAUAGUAGUACCUUGUACAGAUAAAGCACUCUAAUUAGGUUCUGAUUUCUGAAUAGAUGCCUAGCAUAAAUCAUAGCUGUGAAACAGAAUUUCAUCCAACUGGGGCAGAUAAUGAUCUCUGCACCUUCUAUGGCAUGAUAUCACUACUGAAGGGCUUGGUCUGAGCUACUGAUUUGCCUAGCCUAGACGUCCAAGUGCAGUGCUCUGCACCGUUCACUCAUACGUCUUAUUUCUCCACAAUGAAACUGAAUAUUCUACUGUUAGGGUGAUGGAACCCCUGACAUUGCUGGUCAUCUCAAGCAGGUGGGUCCAGGUCUGCCCUGAGGCUUUUCCUGUCAUUCACUUAGGAGCUGCGCUGCAGAAGUUCAGGGGUCCUCAAACUGCGGCCCGCGGGCCACAUGAGGCAGUGUGAUUGUAUUUGUUCCUGUUUUGUUUUUUUACUUCAAAGUAACUUCAAAGUAAGAUUAUGUGCAGUAUGCAUAGGAAUUUGGUCAUUGUUUUUUUUUAAACUAUAGUCCGGCCCUCCAACGGUCUGAGGGACAGUGAAUCGGCCCCCUGUUUAAAAAGUCUGAGGACACUGUUGAGGGGAGAGGGUGAGCAAGGAGGUUUUAGUCAAAACCUGGGGCAUGGGUAUAGUUACAGUUCUACAGGUUCAAAGGGUUCCAGUGACUCUUCAAAAGACAGGAACUACCUGUGACAGAUUCAGUGUGAUUCUGGAGGUUGGGGUAACUCUAUGACCCAUUAGUUAAUAAGGUUAUGUGUUAAAAGAGCAUAUCUAACUCAUAUUAAAGCCUAGGUCUGUCUCCCUUGCAAUCUGGUUCUCAAUGUGCCAGCACCAGGGCACCCUCAAGGAGCUCAGUACCUUGAGCCCAGCUUCAAGCCUUAUCCUCUGAGAGGAUAUUGGGAUCAGUGAUACUAGAGCACUGACCAGGAAGAAGAUGACUUCACUGGUUUAAAGCAGGCUGAAGGGGCAUUCCAGGCAUGGGCACAGCCAAGGACAGCACUGGGAGGCAGUAAGAAUGUACCCCAAACAGUGGUUUUGCACUGAGUAUAAAACAGGCUGCCGGGCAGGGGAGCAGAGUGCAGAGGUGGAAACUCAGUUUGGCUCAGAACAUGGAAAGCUAUACAAUGUGUACAAACCCAGAAUGGCAUAUGCUACAUCUGUGAGGGUUGGAUGUGAUAGUGAAUGAAGGCUCAAAUCCAUGGAAAUCACCUUUGACUUGUGUUAAACACCAAGGUCUUAUUUUAGUCCAUGUUCAUAUUAAUAAAUUUAAUGAUUUCAUUGCCUUAA